Molecule: messenger RNA, 1050 nt
Organism: Arxiozyma heterogenica
Lineage: Eukaryota; Fungi; Ascomycota; Saccharomycetes; Saccharomycetales; Saccharomycetaceae
Gene: SPG5
Product: Spg5p
Exons: 1
Coding region: 1-1050 (349 amino acids)
Source: RefSeq, a predicted model, not a curated record
AUGUGGCCUGCACUAACUCAUUUCAAACCUGCAGUAGACAAUAACCAAUUCUACAUCCGUUGGUUAUAUUUGCUUAGUAAUGAAUAUCGAGGUGCUUAUUUUAGUCAUAAAAAUAGUAAAUUUAGUGGCAUAAACAAGGUCCUUCCUAAAUUCCAAACGACUCCAGCUAAAUACUUGUCAUUAUUUCAUUUAACUUGUUUAUACCCCAAAUUAAAUUGUUUAUCUAAUAGUAUCACUGCUUUAAAUUGGAAGUCGAAUCUAUCCAAUUUUUUGAACACUAAACCAAGUAUCGUUAAAAGAAAUAUUCCCUUUAAUGUUAUAUGUAAGUUACAAUUGAAUAAGAUAGUUGCCCUUGGUUUUUAUAGUGGAUCAGUUAUUCAAAGGAUGCAUAUCUUCAACAUACCAUUAUUUUAUCAACAUAAAUCCUAUAGUAAAGUUAUCAUCAACCAAUUACUAGACUAUUUAUAUUCAUUAUAUCUCUCUCCUCAUAACAUGAAAUAUUUAAAGCCUCUGGAAUAUAAAAAUGAUUAUACACAUACUCCACAAUCAGAAUCAUUUAUUGAAUUUAUAAUACCCAAAAUUGGCAUGAUAUAUACAAACGAACAGAAUUUAAUUAUUUCAAAUGAAGACUUGCUUAUUCAUUUACAAUCAGCUAUGAAGUCAAUAAAUAAACUACACUUAAAUGUUAAAAAGAUAUUUAGAAGUUGUGGCUAUUUACCAAUUGAAUAUCGUCAACACAUAAGUGGGGAUAAUCAGCUGAGGAUAUAUUUUCCUAACAUGACACUUAGAGUCACUAGAAUUCUAGUUUCUGACUUGAAAAUAAAAGAAGGUACAAUAUAUGAAUGUUCCAAUAUUAAUAGAAUCUCUUUUAAAGUAAAUCAAAGACAGAAUUUUUAUCAAACCAAUAAUAAAAUCAAUAGUAGUUGUGAUAGUUAUAAUAAUGAAGAUGAUAUAUUGUCUUCUUCAUGUAAUGGAAGCUUUGAUUCCAUUGACAGCGAUAUAGUCCUCCUAAAUUCGUUAUCACCCAUCCUUUCCCAAGAAUCAGUAUAG